CACACACACACACAGCUCCACGGCUCGGCUCCACCUCGCUCGGCGGGUGUGUGAAGAAGAUCCAGCCCGUUAUUUCAAGGUUAUCUCCUGCACGAACCUCACUUCGCGGAUCCUAUGGGAAUUCUGAUAACCGCAGUUUUUCUUUGGGCUGCCGUCGGAGUGGGAAGCCGGCCGGUGUCCUCCCCCCUGAAUGAUGCAAAGGUUGAAUGUAUUAUUCAGGAGACGCUGAACGACGACGGCUCGCAGCACGCGUGUGGCCCCCAGCUAGCAGUGUUGUGUGGGAUUAUUCCUGCAGAGGAACUUGAUGAAGUGCAAAGGCAUCAGGGUCUGCUCGGGGAGCUGCAGAGACUCGCUGAUGAUGAGAGAGACACGGAGCGAGACCACGGGAAGGAGCGCUAUGAGUACAACCUGGCUGACGAUGAGAGCGACUUCGAGCAGGGGGAUGAGGAGACGAAGGAGGAGAGAGACGUGACCGACCUUCCAAAAGAGACGGAGGCAAAGAAAGACGACUUUAAAGAGGAAGACGACACCAAGGAGAAGAUGAUGGAGGAGCCACGGAUCGAACACAGAGGGAGGGACACGGAAGAGGAGCGAGCCAAGGAGCUUGAGGAGCUGCUCGCUGAAGAGAUCACCAAGAAAGGGAAGGACGAGAGGAACGACGAAGAGCUCAAAGAACUGCUGAAGGAGCUGAAGAAGAAACGCUACGAGGCGGUGAAGGAGAGGGAGAUCCAGAAAGGCUCUGGAGCAGAGCAGGAGGAAGAGGCGGAGGAGAAGGAGGAGAAGGAGGAGAAAGAGGAGAAAGAGAAGGGGGAAGAAACAGCGGAGGACUUGGAGAAGCGGAGGAUCGAGGAUAGGAGGAAGAACGAGGUGGAGCUGAUGGUGGAGAGGGAGAAGGUGGAGAAGGAGCUGAAGGAGCUGCUCAGAGAGAAGGAGAGCAAGAGCAAGAUGGAGCAGGAGAAGGAGAGGAAGGAGAAGCAGGAGGAGCUGGACGAGCUCGUCAGGAAGAUGAAGCGGGUGCAGGAGGAGGAUGAGCAGGAGACGCUGGGCGGGAAGAAAGGGGACGGAGUGGACGAGAGGGCGGCAGAGGAGAAGAGCGAGAAGAAGGAGGGCGAAGACGAUAAGGAGCCUGGGGAGAAAACAGAGAAUGAAGUGAAGAAGAAGGAGGAGGCGGCGGAGCUGAAGGAGCCGCAGCAGAAGAGAGUGAUGGAGAAAGCCAGCGACGAAGCCACGAAGCAGUUUGAGCGGGAGAGGUACAAGGGUGAAGAAGAGGAGGAGGAGGAUGAGGACGAGGGAGAUGAGGAUGAAUAUGUCCGAGAGGAUGACGAGGGGCAGGAGGAGGAAGACGAUGAGGAUGGUGAUGUCGAGGAAGAUGAAGGAGAGGAGCUGCUGGAGAUUGAAGCAGAGUUGCGCAAAGUCGCUAAAGAGCUGAGGGAGCUUCGCAGAGGAUAAGACACAAAUACACACACACACACACACACACACACACACACACACACGCAACCCCUUUGUUGCAUUCACAGUCACACAUUCAGCUCACACAUUUUGCAGCCUUCGAAUCCCCACAGCACUCAGAGAAACGUCUGCAGAUGUGAGUCUGUAAAUGGACGUUAGUAGAAACUGAACUGUUGUUUUUCAUUUCUGCUUUUAGAUCGCCUGCAAAAGGCUUUCACCGUUUUGUUGACGCGUCUGAGUGUCGAUGAAAAAGAGACUUUUCUAACUAAUCCAAACUAUAUUUGCGUCCGCCUCCACUCGUGUCCCUGCCUCCGUACCUGUAAACGCUGUUUGUAAGGUAGACAGGUGAUUUCAGUUGUAAACCGCCAUGGAUGCAAAGCAUUUAGCACUUUUAUUCAUAUGUUAUUAUUGACUGCAGAUUGCCAACCACGUAAACAACAUACUCUUUGAAAUCUGAGUCAUGAGCACUGACUGAAUCAUCCUCACUGGUGUGUGGUGGGGAAACAGAAUCCCUACUAUAAGUAAAAUGUGUAUUUAAAUAUAUAUUUUGUGCAAUAACUGAUGUUUAAGCUGUUCUGACUGUUAAGGAUAUGUAUUACUGAUAUUUCUACACAGUCGUUAUCUCCUAGAAACAGGGAUUGUGUUUCAUUUGGCUCUCGCACUGUUAAAAACCAGACUGUUUGUGACGAACAGGAAGCAGAUCAGCGUAGAAGUUCUGACGUGUGUGUGUGUCAGAUGUUUAGUUUUUCUUGAGCGUGGUGUGUGUUUGGCUACAGGAUGUGAGGAGCUUACAAGGUCUAAAAGUGUCACUUCAGGUUCUCAGCCAGCUUUGCACUCUUAUCUUAACAAGCCAAGGAGGAGUCGAGGGAAGAUGGAGUCACUAAAGCCAUUUUGUUGUCUCAGUAACAGCAGCACAGACAAUAACAUUGAUGCACGCUCAGUAGUGUUACGUCGCAGUUUCCGUGGCUGUCAUGUCCUUUGUGUAAAUAUCAGAUAUCAUGGUCUGUAAGCCAAGGUCAUAGGAAAUAUGAAGCUACAGCGCCCCCAAGAGGACACUGGGUAGAAGUGCACACAGGGCAGGAUUAACUGGGUUGCUUACUGCAAUAACACAAUAUAGACAACAGCACAUGUGAAUGCAAUAAUUAGCCAAAUAACGAAUAAUUUCAUGUCUUUUAAUAUGUUAUCAAAGUGCAUCAUAGCGUACUCGUAUAGCAGAUAUAAUCUCUUUUUCUACACAGCCAAGAUUUACAGUACAUUUAUGUAUUUGAACAGUAGCCGGGCGGUGAACUUGUGUAAACACGUAGAGAUAUAACACGAUCAGUCAACACUGACGGGCUCCUUACUGUUCCAAAGAGGAGGUGGAAAAUUAAUGUACCGUUUUCUUUUUUCUAUAUUAGAGCAAAACAUGUUUCCACAACAUGUAUCUUACAAACCAGCAAGAGAGAUGUAGGAUAUGUGUGUGUUUCCAACAACAGGGGAGAACUAAAACGAGAACAAAGACACCAUUUGUAAUAUUACUGGCCAAUCAGAGUGCUGUAUUCUGUGCCUGCUGUAUCUUCUUCUAUGCUACCUGUCAAUCAAUAAACGGAAAGUGUAUUAAA
This is a messenger RNA of Cottoperca gobio, 3053 nucleotides long. RefSeq names its product DNA ligase 1-like. The coding region runs from base 115 to 1449 and encodes 444 amino acids. The transcript has 6 exons. Lineage: Eukaryota; Metazoa; Chordata; Actinopteri; Perciformes; Bovichtidae. The record is from RefSeq and is a predicted model, not a curated record.